CUUCAUGGGAGCGAUGCUGUGCUUGCAGCCGGCUCUUUGGAACAGUGCAAUCUCUUUUCCCGAUGUCUCUGAGGCCAGCAUGGUGCUGGAGGGGCUUAAGACCAAGCUGCUGUGCUGGGGCAGACAGCUCUGCCCCUCACUGCUGCUGCUGCUGUAUGUGGGGUGGCCUGCAUGUCUUACACCCUCCCUCUGUUAUAGGCUGGUCUUUGGGAUGCUGUACCCCGCCUACGCUUCCUACAAGGCUGUGAAGACCAAAAAUAUACGGGAAUACGUCCGCUGGAUGAUGUACUGGAUCGUCUUUGCUCUCUUCAUGGCUACAGAGACCUUCACUGACCUGCUCAUCUCCUGGUUUCCCUUCUACUAUGAGAUUAAGAUGGCCUUUGUUAUCUGGCUGCUCUCUCCCUACACUCGGGGGGCCAGCCUGCUCUACCGCAAAUUUGUGCACCCCACCCUGUCCCACAAGGAGAAGGAGAUUGACAUGUACAUCAUCCAGGCCAAGGAGCGUGGCUAUGAGACAAUGGUGCGCUUUGGCAAGAGGGGCCUCAACAUGGCAGCCACGGCUGCAGUCCAGGCAGCUGCCAAGAGCCAGGGUGCUCUGGCUGGGCGACUCCGCAGCUUCAGCAUGCAGGACCUGCGCUCCAUCCCUGACGAGACCCCUGUGCAUUACCGGGACCCCUUAUACCUGGAGGAGCAGGGGAGCCACAGGCAGCUGCUGGCCUACAGCGUGCCUUCGGCCAGCCAGCAGUAUGAGAGUGAGACAGAGGAUGAGGAGCUCUGGUCGGACUCACAGAUCUCUCCCAAACCUUCGCCUCGCAGCCGAGACCCCAAGUCACUCUCACGCAGCCAGAGCCUGCGAGCAGCAAAGAAGACGACACUGGGCAAAGAGGGCUCUUCCCAUCUCUUGCGCAGCCGGAUCCGGAAGAAAGUGGCUCUGCCGGAGCAGGACAGCUAACAGCACUGGGGAAACCUUCUGCCAGGAGUCUUAACACAAGUUUUGCUGCUGCACAGCUGGUGGGGAGCCGUUAUUUGUGCAACCCCAGUCCUGGGGAGGCAGCUCCCUCCUCCAUUUCACUGUAAAUAUCUUUUCUGACCUCUAUGCCUGCCUGACUGCACUCUGCACCUCUGGCUGCCCUGGAGGGGAGGGCAGCUUGACUCCCACGCUGCUCCCAGCUGUUAGUGCUUCCAUUCCAGACCCUGCUGCCGUGAGUUGGUGCAGGCGCCUCUCCAAUGGGGUCCCCUCAUCUCUUCCCACCCACCUACUUUUUUCUGCUGUCAGGAUGCCUUACUCUCUACACCCUCGCUGCUCUGGGAGCCAGAAAGGGGUCACAGUUUGUCCCUUUGGUCUUCUGAAGCCAAAGACACAGUCUGUGGGCAGGUUACAGGUCCCCAGCUGCAGACUGACACCCUGCUAUUUGAAACUGGGUUGCGGUGCCUGACUGUGACCUGCCUGGCACCAUGCAGCUUUUAAUCUUCACCCCUCCCAGACACGGGGUUUUGUACAGGGGAAAAAUAAAUGUUCUUUCAGUUUUUUUGAA
This is a messenger RNA of Colius striatus (speckled mousebird), 1535 nucleotides long. It is a transcript of the gene REEP4, whose product is annotated as receptor accessory protein 4. Gene Ontology annotation, biological process: endoplasmic reticulum tubular network organization. Gene Ontology annotation, molecular function: microtubule binding. Gene Ontology annotation, cellular component: cytoplasmic microtubule; endoplasmic reticulum tubular network; endoplasmic reticulum membrane. NCBI's taxonomy places the organism in Eukaryota, Metazoa, Chordata, Aves, Coliiformes, Coliidae. The record is from RefSeq and is a predicted model, not a curated record. Bases 5 to 952 code for a protein of 315 amino acids. The transcript has 7 exons.